AUGGGCAUCGCUACCUUACAGAGAUAUGGUCACGGCUAUCUCCUCCACCAGCGGGACAGUCAUGAUGGCCACUCCGUCCAUUCACAGUUCGAGCUCGGCCAGAGUAGCGGUGGAGGUGAUCCUACGUCACCCAGAGAUGCAGAGGAUUACAUCAUCCACAAUUUAGUUGAAAUUUGUGGUAUUACGUAUCGUGUCAUAACCAGUGCCUACUAUCGAGGAGCUGUGGGUGCUUUGCUUGUGUAUGAUGUCACUCGGAAAGCUACAUUUAAGAAUGCUGCAAGGUGGUUGAGAGAGCUACGGGAGCACACUGAUCUGAAUGUUGUGGUCAUGCUGAUUGGUAACAAGUCAGAUCUUCGGCAUCUAGUUGCUGUUACUAUUGAAGAAGGGAAGGCUUUUGCAGAGCAGGAGGGUCUCGUCUUCAUGGAGACUUCUGCUCUUGAAGCAACCAAUGUGGAGCUGGCUUUCACUGAGGUUCUUACUCAGAUCCAUCGUAUCGUCAACAAGAAGGUUGUUGAUGCUGGUGAUGCUUCUGCAUCGGCUGUUCCAUCCCAAGGAGAGAGUAUAAAUAUAAAAAAUGAGACCUCGGCUUGGAAGAAGAUAGGCUGCUGCUCAAACUAGUUACUUACUGUAGUAAGUCUUUGCUGUCACACCUUUUUGUUUCGCUGGGAAAAAUCCU
Molecule: messenger RNA, 676 nt
Organism: Chenopodium quinoa (quinoa)
Lineage: Eukaryota; Viridiplantae; Streptophyta; Magnoliopsida; Caryophyllales; Amaranthaceae
Product: ras-related protein Rab11D-like
Exons: 3
Coding region: 1-618 (205 amino acids)
Cellular component (GO): endosome
Molecular function (GO): GTPase activity; GTP binding
Source: RefSeq, a predicted model, not a curated record